Heterobilharzia americana is the source of this 523-nucleotide messenger RNA. Lineage: Eukaryota; Metazoa; Platyhelminthes; Trematoda; Strigeidida; Schistosomatidae. The record is from the annotation of a GenBank genome assembly.
CAAUUUUCUAGCCACUUGUGCUAGGAGGUUAUCAGCGUCAGAUCCCUUUCGAUGAUGGUUUCACUUACCAUCGUCUUCUUCUUGCCGGUCUCCUUAAUAAGCCUAAAUAGCUGGCGGGUACUACCCAGCUCUGAUGUCUUCUCCAUUACUCUUGGUUUCACCACCCACCACUGCUUGCGAUUAUUGCGAAGACACUUGGUCAAUUUACGUUUAAGUUGCUUUGAAUCUUCAUCGUGGUCAGAACCAGCAAGAACCAGUCUUCUCGCAUUAAUCAGUUCGGAUGACGUUGGUGAAAUCCAGUGACGUCUGCUAACCUUCAUGUGUAGGUUACCAAUUGUCUUUACCGUUGUUUCUACUGAAGACUUAAUAUGACGCCAGGUUUCCUCAGGAUUCGAAUUGCUAUCAUGUUCAGAUAAAAAUGCCUAGCUAUCUCUUCCUAAAAUUCGGACUUGACGUCCUCAUCUUCCAAUCGACCAUGGGAAGGGUUCACUGUUGCCUGCUUCCUGCGACUUAUAAGGCGCAG